CCUUUCCUUCUUCUUGUCACCCUUUCCUUCUUGUCACCCUUUUCUUCUUGUCUUUUAAAAUCCCCAUUUCUCUUCACUAAUCACUACCCUCCUCUCUCUCUCAUUUCAAAAUUCUCUAUUUUCCAUCUCCAUUCUUCGAGGUGUUAAAACAAUUGUCAAGAAAAUGAAGAAUGUGAUUGAACAAGAUGAAGAAUAUUAUUCUGCCCAGAAGGGUCCCUAUCAGCUGAAUGAAGAUAUCUGCCCAGCUUCCCCUCCAAUGCAGCUUUCUGAAGAUACUGCUGCAUUUCGGCAUGGUUCCAAUCUGCUUACUCCAAAACAGAAACUUGUUCUUAAUGAAGCUGCAGAUCAGGCUCUUCUUUCUAACUCAUCUGCAAGCUCUUGCUGUAGUUCCUCUGAUGUAUCUGCCAAGGAAGGUUUUGAUUCUUCAUUAUUAUCACCAGAAUUUGAUUCAGAGUCUUACAGCUCAUCUCCUGAUGGGAACCAAAAAUCAGCCUUAAGUGGGGUGCAAACAACCUUGCAAGAAGACUAUUUGGAGUUGGGGACUGAACUGCUAAAGAAGGACGAAAAUGCCUAUGGUAUCAACCAUGAAUAUUUGGAUUGUACAUCAAAGCUUAGAGAAGACAGAGAGUAUGAAAUGGUGCUGAAUAGUAUCAUGGAUCAGGAACAUAAUCUCAGUGUUUCUGACCAAAAAAUCCAGUUCUCAGAAGAAGAGAUACAGGGAUUGAAGUAUGAACUUGAGAGAAAUGUAGUAGUUGCCAAGCUUAUAGUUUUCCUGAAAGUGCAGCUUGAUUCAGCUAGAAGCGAGGUAACGAUGCAAAAGGAUGAUCUUGGAAUGGACAAAAGAACAAUCCAGGAACUGCAAAAGCAAGUAGCUCUGUUAGAAAGUCAGAUAUCAAACUCUGAUUACAAGAUUGAGACAUGGGAAAGUGAGUUAGAAAUGACUAGAGAAAAGCUUGAGGCAUCGGAGGAAGAAGUUGCCAGGUUAAAGCAUGAUUGUUCAAAAGUGAUCACUGAGAACACUUGCUAUUUGGUUGAUCAGCUUGAAUUAACUCAGGAAGCGUUAAUCUUGCUAAAGGGCAAGCUUGAUUCUGAGGAAAGACGUGCCUCAGAACUACAUGAGAGCGUUAUGAGGUACAAAGCUGACAUAUCAGAACGCGACCAAGAGAUCAGGAGAAUCAGUGCUGUACUAGAGGAGGCCCAACAAAACUUCUGCAUGCAGAGAGAGCAGUUCCAAUCUCAAAUGACUAGUUUGUCAAAACAGCAGGCCCUGCUAGAGGUGAGGACUGAACAGUUGGAGAUGGAAAACAGAUCAUUAGAACGUAAGGCGAGUCAAUCUGAAGCUCAGAAGAUUGAAAUGAAAACUUUGCAUGAGGUACAAGAAAUCAAAUGGAAGGCUGAAAUCGAAUGCUUGAAAAUGGAGAUAAAUAAGAAAGAUGAAGAAGUCCAAGCUUUGAAUAAAGACCUUGAUAAGCUUAAACUGGACUAUGACACAGUAGUGGCGGAGAAAGAUGAGGUUCAUGUUAAGGUACAGACACUGGGUGCAGAAGCGAUGUCUCGGGAUGUCCAAAUCCAAGAAAUGGAGGAUCAUAUGAAGCAGCUGAUUACAGGAUCUGAAAGUGCUCAGAAAUCAAUAGAAGAACUAAGACUAAAAGUGGAGGAGUUGCAGAAUGAAGUGGAAAGACAAAUGUUGGUACUCUCAGAUAGAGCUGAGGAGAAAAGGGAGGCUAUACGGCAACUGUGUUUCUCACUGGAGCAUUACAGAAAUGGAUAUCAAGAACUCCUGCAGGAUUGUGUGCAGCGUAGAAGACAUGCUAUCACAGCUACCUAGUUCACUUAAUAGCUUCAUUAUUUGUUUCCUAAAUGCUACCUUUAUGCUUAAGAAGUUUGGAUUCUUUAUAUUUCAUUGUAGUUAACUCUUGUGGUAUUGUGUCGUAUUUAUUAUCCGGGAUGCUUUUGUCGAUGCUUAUGCCAAA
This is a messenger RNA of Solanum dulcamara, 1973 nucleotides long. RefSeq names its product protein NETWORKED 4B. The transcript has 2 exons. The record is from RefSeq and is a predicted model, not a curated record. Bases 164 to 1828 code for a protein of 554 amino acids. Lineage: Eukaryota; Viridiplantae; Streptophyta; Magnoliopsida; Solanales; Solanaceae.